CUCAAUAAAAACUACUCGAAGUUUUCACAGACUUGUCUUUUGUCUUUUUCUCUUCAUUUAACUUUUUGCUAUCAAAACAAUGCCUACAGAGCUGCGUGACUAUAUCAACUCCUUCAACAAGAACAUCAUCCAAGAGUUGAGAAGCCAAAUCUUUCAAUCUCAAGAGUUUGAUCAAGAAUAUAGCCACAAAGAUUCCCAUGAUUACGAUUGGGUCCGAUUUACUAUUUGUGCUUUACUAAGAGAGUACGGGUCUGGCAGCUUGGAGGAGGAGCAUAGCGAAGCUUGGUAUAUGGCCCAUGUCUGGCAUUUUAUUGAUACAGUGUUCAACGGUGAAGACAAAAUCACUGUUUUGAGAGGGGAAACCAGCAGUAGCAGCUCCAGCAAAAGAAAGAAUAAAGAUAGAUCAAUCGCAGCAGUAGAACCACUAGAAAGAAAGAAGAUAGGAAAAAAAUGCGAUAUGAUCUUUGCCAAGAAAUCCUGCAGUCAUGACGAAGUAGAAGAAUAUGGUGCCUCGGAGGCUGGAAAAGCACAUGAUGGAGACCAGGCUACAAAACGUCUUGAAGAGGGCUAUGUUAAGCUGCCUGUUGUGAUUGUAGUAGCCUUUAUAAUCAACUUUUUUUCCAAAACUAAAACUGAAUUUUCCAAAGAUGAGUGCAAAAUGGAUCCUUAUUUAUAUCUUGUGGAGAACGGGUUACUUCGCGACAGGAACAGAGUGAAGAUAUCUUGAAAGAAGAAUAUUUUCCCAUAGAAUAAUUAAAAUUAUUGUGUUAGAGCUCUAGUCUUUGCCCUGACUGAGAAUUAAUCUCAGUUAACUCUAAUAAAUAU
This is a messenger RNA of Cokeromyces recurvatus, 825 nucleotides long. RefSeq lists its product as uncharacterized. The coding region runs from base 80 to 727 and encodes 215 amino acids. Lineage: Eukaryota; Fungi; Mucoromycota; Mucoromycetes; Mucorales; Mucoraceae. The transcript is spliced from 3 exons. The record is from RefSeq and is a predicted model, not a curated record.